GACCGCGGCGCCUGGGGACGCCGGCGCGCUCCGCUCUCCAGGUGCUCCGCCUGGAAAUGUCUCCAUUAGUUGUCGCUUGCUCCCCGCCGGAGCGCGCGCGCCCAGCGGCCGCGCAGAGCCCUAGCGGGCAGCCAGGAGUGGCCCGGCUCCACUGCAGGUAGGCAAGGUCCCCGCGCCCGCCCCCUCCCGGGGUUCCAAGACCCCUCCCUCCCCCAUUUCGAGGAGGCGGAGGAGGCAGAGGCUCCGCACGGCCGCCGAGGGGCGCGGGCGGCGGCGGCGACGGCGGCGGCGGCGACUCCCCGGUGCGUCCCGCCCGGGCUGCGCGCUGCUCCCGGAGGCCCUGGCGCCCAAGCGGCACAGGCCUGCUCUUUCCUAGCGCAGAGCCUAGGAUCCUACAGCUCCGCAGCAAGAGCCCACGCCGCGCACAGGACCCCAACGGCCCCUCCGACCUUCUUAGGCUGCGCCCGCCAUGUCCUACCCGCAGUUUGGAUACCCCUAUUCCUCUGCUCCUCAGUUCCUGAUGACCACCAACUCCCUGAGCACGUGCUGCGAGUCGGGUGGCCGCACACUGGCUGAUUCUGGGCCUGCAGCCUCCGCACAGGCGCCCGUCUACUGCCCUGUCUACGAGAGCCGGCUGCUGGCCACUGCACGCCACGAACUCAAUUCUGCCGCCGCGCUCGGCGUCUACGGGAGCCCCUACGGCAGCUCGCAGGGCUAUGGCAACUACGUGACCUACGGCUCUGAGGCAUCUGCUUUCUACUCGCUGAACAGCUUCGAGUCCAAGGAUGGUACAGGAUCUUCACACGCUGGCCUACCACCCACUGCAGCUGCAGCCUACUACCCCUAUGAGCCAGCUCUGGGCCAGUACCCAUAUGACAGGUAUGGGACCGUGGACAGCGGCACGCGGCGCAAGAAUGCCACCCGGGAGACCACCAGCACGCUGAAGGCCUGGCUGCAGGAGCACCGGAAGAACCCGUACCCCACUAAAGGAGAGAAGAUCAUGCUGGCCAUCAUCACCAAGAUGACCCUCACACAGGUCUCCACCUGGUUCGCCAACGCACGCCGGCGCCUCAAGAAGGAGAACAAGAUGACCUGGCCACCUAGAAAUAAAUGUGCAGAUGAGAAGCGCCCCUACGGGGAGGGCGAGGAGGAGGAGGCUGGAGAGGAGGAGUCACGGGAGGAGCCUCUCAAGAGUGCCAAGAGUGAAGGUCCUGCUGGCAAAGACGACAAGGAGCUAGAACUCAGUGACUUGGAAGAUUUCGACCCUCUAGAUGCAGAGGCCUCAGAGUGUGAUCUGAAGACGCCCUUCCAGCCCCUGGAUAGUGGACCAGAGAGGAUUCCUGCUUCAUCUGACGGUCCGGGCACAGGCAAGGAGGCCUCCGCCACACUCCGGAUGCCCCUGGGCACCGCUGGUGGAGCUGUUAUGGAUGGAGAUCUGGAGAGGGCAAGGAACUGCCUUCGGAGCACAGUGGUCCCUCCCGACUCUGGCGCCGAUGGCGGCCCACCUGCCUGCGAAGCCAAACUGACCUUUGCUCCGGCGGGAGCGCCGCCGAACCUGGAGACCAAGCCCCGCAUCUGGUCCUUGGCGCACACAGCCACCGCUGCUGCUGCAGCCACAGCUCUGAGCCAGACUGAAUUUCCCUCCUGCAUGCUGAAACGCCAAGGUCCAGCGGGUGCAUCCGCGGCAACGCCUGUGUCCUCACCUGCAGUCACGGCCCCUUCUGGGGCUCUGGAUAGGCACCAGGACUCCCCAGUAACUAGCCUCAGAAACUGGGUGGAUGGGGUAUUUCACGAUCCCAUCCUUAGACACAGCACUUUGAACCAGGCCUGGGCCACCGCUAAGGGCGCACUUUUGGAUCCCGGCCCUCUAGGACGCAAUCUGGGGGCGGGUACCAACGUACUGACGACGCCCCUGGCUUGCUCCUUCCCGCCCACGGUGCCCCAAGACGUCCCACCUGCUGGGGCCUCCCGGGAGCUGCUGGCUACGCCCAAGGCCGGUGGCAAACCCUUCUGCACCUAACACCCACCUGCACAGUGGAGAAGGGAACUGGCGCUCAGGCUUCAGGCGCUGACUCUGGACUGUUUUUAAUGGGUUUCCAAAAGAAGGGGCAUUUCCAAGCCAAGGAUGCCAACCCACCUGAGACAGGAUCUGAACUCAACCUCCAGGGUAUGGAGGAACCCCUCGCGUUCUAUCACUAGGUUUCCACCUGAUCUUGCGUCCACCUGAGCCAUCCCUGAACUCCAGGAAGACGAGAAGACUGGAGAGCACAGCCAGCCGGAGGGGAGGCCCCCUGAAGCAUAGUUUACUUCCAAAGUUUACAUGGAGAAGGUAUUUGGGUUCUGAGGCUUGUUAUGUGUCACUGUCUCCUUCUGGGUUUGAGGCAUGCCGGUGUUCCUGCGAAGACGCCUCAGCCCGCUUUUCUUCGGACUUCAUCCUCAGCACGUAGAGCUCACCGCCAACACUUCCACCGAGUUUACACUGUUGCACACUCUUGACUCGACAAAAUUAUGUUUUCUAAAAUGUAUAUUCACGCCAAUAAUUGCCUGUUUCAGAGAGAGGCUAAUACAACAAAAACUAAUAAAUUCUCGUGUUUGCAUUGCGGAAGGAACACAUUUCACAGCUGGGGCUGGCUCCACAGGUGUGCCUGGAAGCAGUGAUGCUGACCCCCAGGGAAAGAAAGAGUAGGCAGGCUGACCACAUUCCACCCUAAUAAAGUAGUUGCCCAUCCA
Molecule: messenger RNA, 2730 nt
Organism: Mastomys coucha (southern multimammate mouse)
Lineage: Eukaryota; Metazoa; Chordata; Mammalia; Rodentia; Muridae
Gene: Irx4
Product: iroquois homeobox 4
Exons: 6
Coding region: 470-2020 (516 amino acids)
Biological process (GO): neuron differentiation; cell development; regulation of transcription by RNA polymerase II
Cellular component (GO): nucleus
Molecular function (GO): RNA polymerase II cis-regulatory region sequence-specific DNA binding; DNA-binding transcription factor activity, RNA polymerase II-specific
Source: RefSeq, a predicted model, not a curated record